AUGUCGCGUUUCGAGCCUCCAGAGUUGGGGACGCAUCUGCAGGGUAAAGUGGUGGUGUUGACGGGAGGCGCCCUAGGCAUCGGCGCCGAACUAGUCCGCCUGCUACACUCAGCAGGCAGCAACGUCUUCUUCGGCGACGUCUUGAUACCUCAAGGAGAAGCCCUCGCCAAAGAGUUAUCUGCAAGUUCGAAGCAAGGACAAUAUGUCAAGUUCUUGUAUACCAAUGUCUCGGACCAUCUGUCCAAUCUCGGACUCUUUGAACUUGCGUACAGCACUUGUGGAAGAGUUGAUCAUGCGGCUAGUGUAGCUGGAAUCAACAGAGAGGAAAAUAUCGUGGAUGGAAAUUUGACGCUGGAGAGUGUGCGGAAGGAACCCGAUAUCAACGACUCUCUAAACGUCAACCUCAAAGGUCCAAUCCUGUUUUCUCGUCUCGCAAGCGUGUAUCUGCGGCAACAACCUCUAAACGACAAAUCCUCCACUGCAGCAGCAAACAAAUCUUUGACGCUUGUUUCUUCAGUGGCGGGCUUUACGGAAGCUCCUGGGUUGGCGGUUUAUUCGUCGGGCAAACAUGGUGUGUAUGGCUUGAUGAGGGCGUUGAGGAAGGAAGAGGCUGAUGCUAGGAGCUUAGGNGUGCUCAUUAAGGCUUCCCCAUACUCUAUCAGGACGAAUGCCAUUUGUCCAUGGAUGACAGAGACACGAAUGGUUUCCGGCAUCGACCAAGACUGGAAACAAGCAGGUUUGCCCCGUAACAAAGCCAUCGAUGUAGCUAGAGUGAUAGCCGGCGUCAUGGUUGCCGAGUCACUCAAUGGCGAAGCUUUGUACGUGGAAGGAGGAAGAGCGUGGGGCAUUGAAGAAGGCAUUGAGCGAACGCAGCCGCAAUGGAUGGGCGAGAAGCAGAGUCGUGAUUUUCAGAAGGGACAGGAAGUGUUGGGCACAGGAGAGAAUUGGUGA
Messenger RNA from Aureobasidium musti, 951 nucleotides. The record is from the annotation of a GenBank genome assembly. NCBI's taxonomy places the organism in Eukaryota, Fungi, Ascomycota, Dothideomycetes, Dothideales, Saccotheciaceae.